This is a messenger RNA of Exaiptasia diaphana, 1799 nucleotides long. Its product is annotated as serine hydroxymethyltransferase, mitochondrial. Gene Ontology annotation, molecular function: serine binding; protein homodimerization activity; mRNA 5'-UTR binding. Gene Ontology annotation, biological process: L-serine catabolic process; protein homotetramerization; purine nucleobase biosynthetic process. NCBI's taxonomy places the organism in Eukaryota, Metazoa, Cnidaria, Anthozoa, Actiniaria, Aiptasiidae. The transcript is spliced from 4 exons. The record is from RefSeq and is a predicted model, not a curated record. The coding region runs from base 112 to 1530 and encodes 472 amino acids. Gene Ontology annotation, cellular component: cytoplasm; nucleus; cytosol.
GUUUUCGUCCUAUUUUACCGCGUAAUUCGAGGAUCACUUCGACAUAGUACUUUUCCAGCACGCCACGUUGAAAUAUAGAACUUUUUGAUCGAACAACUGAUCUUGGUAAAAAUGGCCUCUGCAAAUGCCUUUGAGAACGACUUCCCUCGUCUCAAACAACGACUUUCUGAAAAUGAUCCUGAGAUCUACGAAAUUCUGAAGAAAGAGAAACAAAGACAAAUAAAUGGACUCGAGUUGAUUGCUUCAGAAAACUUUACCAGUCAAGCCGUCAUGGAUGCUUUGGGAUCGUGUAUGACUAAUAAAUACUCAGAAGGACAGGUUGGACAGAGAUACUAUGGUGGAAACGUGUUUGUUGAUGAGAUGGAAAMGUUGUGCAAGAAACGCGCUUUGGAGGCCUACAGACUUGACCCAGAGAAGUGGGGAGUUAAUGUACAAGCCUACUCUGGAUCACCAGCUAACUUUGCUGUUUACACUGGUCUUCUCAAACCUCAUGAUAGAGUGAUGGGUCUUGAUCUUCCAGAUGGUGGCCAUCUUACCCAUGGUUUUAUGACAGAUAAAAAGAGAAUAUCAGCUACCUCAAUCUAUUUUGAGUCCAUGCCAUACAAGACAGAUCCAAAGACUGGUUAUAUUGACUAUGACAAGYUGGCUGAGUCUGCAAGAUUAUUCCGUCCAAAAAUGAUCAUUGCUGGAGUAAGYGCUUACCCUCGGCACUUGGAUUAUGCAAAGUUUAGAGAAGUGUGUGAUGAAGUUGGUGCAGUCCUUUUUGCUGAUAUGGCCCAUAUUAGUGGAUUGGUAGCAGCUGAUGUUGUUCCUGGUCCUUUUGAAUUUGCUGAUGUUGUUUCUACWACAACACACAAGUCUCUGAGAGGACCAAGAGCUGGAAUGAUAUUCUAUCGUAAAGGAAUCAAGGGCUAYAAGAAGAAUGGUGAUCCUAUUAAGUACGACAUGGGACCAAAAAUAGAUUUUGCAUUGUUUCCUGGACUCCAGGGGGGUCCUCACAAUCACCAGAUUGCAGCUCUAGCCUCAGCUUUGAAACAAGCAAAUACUCCUGAAUUCAAGGCAUAUGCACAACAGACCCUGGAUAACUGCAAAGCAUUGGCUAAAGUGCUGAUGGAGCGUGGGUACAAAUUGGUUACUGAUGGAUCAGAUAAUCACCUUGUGYUKCUUGAUCUUAGACCCAAGGCAAUUGGUGGGGCRCAAGCAGAGAAAAUCCUUGAAGAGAUUUCAGUUACAGUAAACAAGAACACUUGCCCUGGAGAUAAAAGUGCACUCCAUCCUGGUGGACUCCGGAUUGGAGCACCGGCUCUCACUUCACGCCAGUUCAAGACAGCAGAUUUUGAAAAAGUUGCAGAUUUCAUUGAUCAAGGGAUCAAACUUGGUCUUGAGAUACAAGGUGUUUCUGGGACUGACUUCAAAAAGUUCCUCGAGACUCUGAAAGUUGAUCCAUUUACAACCAAGAUAUCUGCUCUUCAAAAGGAAGUCGAAGAAUUUGCAGGAAAAUUCCCCAUGCCUGGCAGUGACAUCUUUUAAAAACAAAGUAAAGUGACAAUUAUUAUGGACUAUUAUAUGGAAAUGGAAUGGAAUUCUUUUGUUGGUCUAUUACAUUUGUAUGGCUACAAUUAAUCAUAGUUAAGGAAAGCAAAAAAGACAGAAAUUUAUGUAAAUCAAUGUCUUAAAAAUGAACAGAGUAUUGAAAACGGGUUAUUUACGACAGUAUUAAUCUUGUGAUAUGAAAUAACUAGGUAGAAUUCAUGAUGUGGUUUCCAAGAGAAUAAAAGAGAAAAAGGGUUUUUUGUAAA